Molecule: messenger RNA, 573 nt
Organism: Gastrolobium bilobum
Lineage: Eukaryota; Viridiplantae; Streptophyta; Magnoliopsida; Fabales; Fabaceae
Product: dirigent protein 22-like
Exons: 1
Coding region: 1-573 (190 amino acids)
Source: RefSeq, a predicted model, not a curated record
AUGGUCACUCAAUACCUCAUCUUCUUCCUUCUCCUCUCUUCCUAUACACUCACCUCUGUCUCCACAGAAGAAACCGGUUUCGUGCGUUCACUAGACCGCGAGAUGAUGGGCAUGGAAAAGAAAAAAAACUUCAGCCAGUUCAGAUUCUAUUGGCAAGACAUCGUUGUUGGAAACAACGUUACCUCAGUUGCAAUUGUUCCACCACUUCCUAAGUAUAACCCUGUCAAUGCCUUUGGUUUGGUUAGAAUCUUCGACAACGCUUUGACCUUAGGACCAGAACUAAGUUCAAAGCUUGUUGGAAGAGCUGAAGGGUUUUAUGCAUCUACAUCACCGACACAGCUUGAUUUUCUUGUGGUUAUGAGCUUUGCCUUGUUCGAAGGUAGGUACAAUGGUAGCAGCAUCACCAUCGCGGGAAGGGACGUUGUUUCUAAUACGGUUAGGGAGAUGCCUGUGAUUGGUGGAAGUGGUGUUUUUAGGUUUUCUACGGGAUAUGCUGAAGCUAGGACUCACUUCUUUGAUCCUAAAACUGAUAAUGCUGUUCUUGAGUUCAACGUUUAUGUUUUCCAUUAUUGA